This is a messenger RNA of Blumeria graminis f. sp. triticale, 1947 nucleotides long. The record is from the annotation of a GenBank genome assembly. Lineage: Eukaryota; Fungi; Ascomycota; Leotiomycetes; Helotiales; Erysiphaceae.
AUGCCAAUUCUCAAAGCUUCCUCAACAGACAAUGCUCAACUGUACUCUCGGUUUGGUACCCCCUUCGCAUUCCCUCCAUCUCAUUCAUCAAAGAAAUCAUCUUUAUCCCCCAUAAAUAAAAGGGGGCUACCGGACGUUAGGUCAUCUCAAUCUUCAGUACGUCCUAAAAGACAGAAAUCCAGCCUGAAGGCACCGAGAAGAUCCAAUUUAUCCGCCUCAGACUGCGAGUUUCCUGAGCUUAUUACAACGAGCAAAUGUCAAAAUGAGUCUAUUUGCGAUGAUUCUGAAUGCGAAGUUCCACCUUGCAACGAUCCAGGGUGUGAUGGUAAUAAUUUAAUCUGCGUAUAUGGCGACAAUUGCAACGUUCCAACUGCUUGUGAGGAGAAUUGCUUUGAGCGCCAAAAUAAGUCGAAGUCUUUAUACGAAGGCAACUGGGUAGGAGGUGGGCUGGAAAAGGUCGAUCAAUACAAAUCAAGACAGUCAAAUUCAGAUGGGUCAUUUUCACCGCUAAACUCGCAUAACGACUCAUGUGAUUUCUCUUAUAAUCAUGUAGAAGCAUGUCUUCCACAGGCUAAUAGUGCCAUUCCUCACAACUUGUGUAGUCAUUCGUGGGAUAGCCCAAGUCGAUUUCCUCUAAGUGGAGAACAUUCAUUCACUUUUCAAUGUCCAUGGCUUAAUUGUAGUCGAGUCAUAGAAAAUGGCGAGCAGUGGAACUCGCAUUUCUACCAAGAACACAUUGAUCCCCAGAUGAUCUACAGCUGUCCCCUACAAACAGAUAUCUGUUCAGCGACGAUGGCUACAGAUCCUUUGGCUCAUCUCCAAACCUAUCAUGGGUUCAACUUUACUCCAAACCAGAACGGAUAUCGGUGCCCAAGUGAAGCUUGCCAAAAUAAUACCGAAUCCUUUAGCCCGCUAUCCUUUCAUGAUCAUUUAUGUCAUAACCACGCUAGUCCUGGAUCUGGGCAGCUUCAAUGCCGGUUAUGGGCGUGUGGGAAUUGGUUUGAUGAUCCUGAUAAGCUUCUAACUCAUGCCAUGCAGAAUCACACUAUACCGGUCUGGGGCAAGUCGAUGAAAGAGCAUUCAUCUCCUGAUGAAUUAUGCUCGCCAGUGUACCAAAGUAACAGCAACCUCGAGGUAAACUUAGAAUCGGUAAACGAUCAGACUACAACUAAAGAUCUUGGUGGAAAUGGGGAGCAAGAAGAGAAAGAUGGAGUAGAUGUGGGGCCACUAAUAUGUCAACAGGAACAAGCAAAUUCCAAUCAAACUAAAUGUUCUCCCAUGAAGACUUCAUUUAGUACAACAAGGUACGCUCUACAUCACUGUCAGUGGAAAGAUUUGAGUGGCAAUAUUUGUCGAAUGCGGUUCCCUACAGAGAAUGAUCUUCAAAAUCAUGUCAAAGAUAGCCAUCUUGAGCCCUUGGAUGUAAAAACGGGGUACUACUGUCGUUGGGACAAAUGUACGCGGGAAGUGAAGUUAGGAUCCAAAGGAGGCUUCUCCCAGAGAGGCAAACUCGAGAGACAUAUGGCUACCCAUACUAAUUUUAAAUGCUCCUCGUGUGAUAUUUGUGGAGCAUCAUUUUCCGCACCGCAGGCUAUGAGACAACAUCGCAGGCUUCAUACAGGCGAGCGGCCAUGGAAAUGCCAACACUGUGAUAAAACUUUCACUCAGCAGAGUGCGUGUACGGUUCAUGAGCGCACUCAUACUAAUGAGAAACCCCUCGAGUGCCCCAUAUGUUUCAAAAGGUUUUCAGAGUCCUCUAAUCUGACUAAACAUAGGAAGACUCAUGGAGAAAGAGGUGCGCAUGUAUGUACAGUUGCCAAGUGUGGAAAAUCCUUUCAUCGAUAUGACCAACUCAAGCGGCAUCUACUUACACAUCUAAACUCUAUUAAGACCGAAGAUAAAACGAUGAGCUGUCCGAUAGACGAGUUGAAGACUAACACGAAAUGA